Molecule: messenger RNA, 1787 nt
Organism: Amoebophrya sp. A120
Lineage: Eukaryota; Dinophyceae; Syndiniales; Amoebophryaceae
Source: the annotation of a GenBank genome assembly
GAACCUCGAGUGGGCUGUGUUUUACGAUUGCGAAAACCAACAACCAAAUUCCGUUGACCAGGUGCACGACCACAUCCGAUCUCUCGGUGGGCGAAUUUUACUGCAGAGGGCGUAUGGGGACUUUCACACGCACGGAAUGCUUUCCUGGCGGGUGGCUUGCGAACGGUCGGGCGUUGCCCUGGUGCAGAAAUCGCCCUUCAACAGCCGAGCCAAAAACGCGGCUGACAUGGCCCUGGCCAUCGACGCCACUGAACUUCCGUUUACGCACCCAAGCAUUCAGGCUUUUGCUAUCGUCACCGCGGACGGCGACUUUCUUCCGCUUACCUGCCGCCUGCGAGAACACGGUCGCAUCGUCCACGUCUGUGCCGCAGGGAAUGCCAGUAAAGAACUGCAGAACCGGGGCUGCGAUUAUUUUCUCCCGCUGCGACGCUCGAAUAGCCCUCCGGCGGGCGCGUCAGUGAAAAGCCAGACAAACGCGAGCACGGUCGCUGCCGCCCUCGCGGGUGGCAACUUUCCAGCAGCUUGGCAGAAAGGUCUGGGAAUAGCAGAUAGUGCCGCAGUUGUGGCCGGCAGUAUGAAAAGACGGGCCGAAAACGAAGGCGCUGAAGGCUACAGGAGUAAUCUGCUUCGUCCGGGCAGCUACGGUCUGCACACAAAAGAGCGAAACGAUGACAAGUCAGCCGCGGCUGGUAGCAGCUCAAGUUCUGGCAGCGGCAGUACGUCAUCGUCGCGCGACAAUAAUCAGGCGACCACUUCUGACCACCCAGAGGCGAAACGGAGACGCACGGGGGCCACGCAUCACGCUUCUGCGGUAGCCAGUGCAUCUGAUCAUGAGCCUACUUCGCCAUCGUCCGUGCGGAGCAACACAAGUUGCAGCCUGAGUGAAGAUUCGGAUGAUUCCAGUUUCAACAACUUUCACCAGGAGCAGGGACCACCACGAGCACAUUUUAAUAACCCCGGCCUUGCUACAAGUACAACUUCAACUUCUCGUCCGUCAAUGGCAUUAGAAGUGCUUCUCCUUGAAGUCCUGCCGGUGUCGGGGCAGUGGCUCAAUUGGCCGAACGUAGUAGGUGUAUUGCGGAAAAAAGUAAAACUCCACAUCCACUACGUAUGUGAUGGCAACAAACUGUGUCUGGGUCUGCGUCUGCGUCUGGAAAUUUUUAAUGAUAAUGCCAACCUGCUUCGCUCACGCUCCAUGACAUAUGAACUUCCGGACCUAGUCUAGCAUGACAGAUUUUCCUGAAUUCUAGCACGAGAUGCAAUCGCGCUUUUGCCUGAUAGACUGCUGGUUCUCCAGCUUGAUCUUCAUCUGCUUCAUGCAUGGCAGAUACAUUCCUCAUUCAAAAUGCGCCGCACCAAAACAGAUUUAUUGCACUCUUCCAGCAGGAGGCCCUCCACACUUAUUUGCUCUCAAUACUAAACGGCUUUUCACAACCUCCUCCGGCAGCAUGGCAUUGCUGAUCCGUCUCGUAACGCAAUCACGACAGAGGAAAAAGGCAAGCAGAACGCCGACGCUUGGAAGAACCUUCUCGAAAACGCCAAGCCGCGAGGAAUGAAAAUCGAGUUCGAGGAGGUGCUGGCUUCCGGUCGUCCCGGCAGGAGAGUCGCACACGUCCGGCGGGUGGAGUGGACCUGGCCUGGCGAGCGGCACGACGAACUGCAGCAACGUCUUGCAGGUGCUGACAGUAGUAGUAGCAGCCCGCCAGUUCGUCCAGUCUUGCCACAAGCAGUUUCUUCUGAAUCUAUCUCGAAUCAUCAUCUCACCUCGUCCCUCGGCAGUGUCUACA